Sporothrix brasiliensis 5110 is the source of this 807-nucleotide messenger RNA. Its product is annotated as phosphomannomutase. Gene Ontology annotation, biological process: GDP-mannose biosynthetic process; mannose metabolic process; protein N-linked glycosylation. Gene Ontology annotation, cellular component: cytosol. The transcript is spliced from 2 exons. The record is from RefSeq and is a predicted model, not a curated record. Bases 1 to 807 code for a protein of 268 amino acids. NCBI's taxonomy places the organism in Eukaryota, Fungi, Ascomycota, Sordariomycetes, Ophiostomatales, Ophiostomataceae. Gene Ontology annotation, molecular function: phosphomannomutase activity.
AUGCCUGAUGCCAGCAGCUACCCCCCGCUCGCCGAGCGCCCGAUCAAGAACACCGUUGUUCUGUUCGAUGUCGACGGCACCCUGACACCGGCGCGUCUGCACGCCUCCAAGGAGAUGCUCGACAUCCUCCACCGCCUCCGUGAGAAGGUCGCCAUUGGCUUCGUCGGCGGCAGUGACCUCGCCAAGCAGCAGGAGCAGCUCAGCACCCCCGACGUGCCCGUCACCGACCUCUUCGACUUUGCCUUCUCUGAGAACGGCCUGACCGCCUUCAAGUCCGGCAAGAGCCUGCCCUCCAACAGCUUCAUCAAGUGGUUCGGCGAGGACCGCUACAAGGAGUUUGUCAAGUUUGUCCUGCACUACGUGGCCGACCUCGACAUCCCCAUCAAGCGCGGCACCUUUGUCGAGUUCCGCAACGGCAUGGUCAACAUCAGCCCCAUCGGCCGUAACGCCACCACCGAGGAGCGUCUGGCCUUUGAGGCCUACGACAAGACGGCCGGCGUGCGCAAGGCCUUUGUGGAGGCGCUGCGCGACAAGUUUGGCCAUCACGGCCUGACCUUCUCCAUCGGUGGCCAGAUCUCCUUUGACGUGUUCCCCACCGGCUGGGACAAGACGUACUGCCUGCGGCACCUGGAGGAAGACGCCAAGAAGCCCGGCGGCAUCGAGUACACCACCGUGCACUUCUUUGGCGACAAGACGUUCGAGGGUGGUAACGACUACGAGAUCUACACCGACAAGCGCACCACCGGCCACUCGGUCACCAACCCCCAGGACACCAUCGACGAGCUCAAGAAGCUGUUUGACCUGUAA